UAUAAAAACAGGCUUCGAGGAAGUAGUUGCAUAUUCUGCAACAAAAACAGCGUAUUCUUGCGCCAAUGUGCACUGCUGUGCUGCGUGAAAGCGCCUCUCAGUGUCCACAUAAUCGUCAUCAUCGUUUCUAUUGCCAUAAAGUGCCCGUACGAAAAGAAAAUUUAUAAGACUGAAAAAGAGCCAUAGGCAGCAAAAUUAAAUUUUUUUAUAAGUUUACAUAUUUGUAAUACGACGAGACCAAGUGAAACUUGAAUACACUUCACCUGCAUUUGAAGAGUGGAAACGCAACGUUAAAAUAAGAGAAAAUCAAUUGUAUACGUUGAAGAAAAAAAGAAAAUCCAUUCAUUAUUUGGAUAAUCCAUGCAUUCGGUUAUGACUACCAGUGACUACUUUGAACAAAAAAAGUCAGAACGGAAAGAUAAUUGAGUCGCAAAAAGUAGUUGGAAUAAGACGAAAACUGCAAAGCAACUUAGAUAAAACGAAGAAGACGCAACCAGAGGGCGUAAUAAGUAUUUGCAUACGUCUUGCACUGUGAAUGAAAGCCGUAUUAGACGCUGAAAACAAGUGAAUUAUUUUUUCAAUUAAUACAAGUGAAAAAAAUAAUUUUGAUAACAAAAGUUUUCGCAUUUUAAACAAUGCGAAAGGACUUUGUGACUAUUUAAUAAUAAGAAAAAUAUAAAUCGAGAUAAAAAUAACUAAACGAAACGAAACUAAUAAAAAUCAUAUACCACAGAAGCGACAGACAUUGCACAGAUAAGAAUAUUGGAAGUUGAAGCACUGAAAUAUUAAACAAAACAACGAUACAAUGAGUUCUGUUUCGUCAGCGGCGUCUGCGCAGUCAGUCGCCUCGACCACGGGCACAGAUACCACCAAAAGACUACAGAUCACACACGUCGAUGCGUUUGGUCCGUAUUUGCGCAUAUACGGUCAAAUGAAUCCGGACGCAAUGACAGUGGUGCGCAAUAAAAUCCAGCAAUUGCUGCCCACAAGCCUGGCCAUCGAUCCAACUUGGCCGGUGCAGCGACAGCAAGUACCACUACGUAUUGGCACCAUGUGCCUGUAUAAGAGCACUAAAGGUGCCGUACCGGCCGGCUCAGAGUUUAUGCGCGUACGCAUUCUGGAUGUUAUUAGUACCAUCACUCAAGGACAAAAACCGCUCGUCCAGGUUGAAGUGGAGUUCAUCGACUACGGCGGAAAGGCCCUGGUAGCCAGUUAUGAGCUCCUCUUCCCUCAGCAGCAGCAGGAUGCCUUGUCAUCCAUGCCCACAAUAUGCGCUCCAUACAUCCUAUUGGGCAUUUGCAAAGACUUCAAAGCAGCAGACCUGGAGGAAAUUACACGUAUAAUCAAUCGUCAAACACUAGAAAUAUCCAUUGAAUUUGAAUUUAAGCAGUACAAAUUCAUUACUAUGAAAUGGAAGGAAUUCAAUUUUGCUGAGUUUUUAAUACAUCAAAAGAAAAUAGGCGCUCCAAUCGCAAACGAAUUGCUACGUGAUAAUUUUGCCAAGUUUUUUAAGCAACAAGCACAGAAGGAGCAACAACAAACGCAACAGCUAAAAUCGGCAUUACCAGCCCAGCAACCAAAAACUCACCAUUUAACAGCGUCACAGCAACAGCAACAGCUACAGAAGCAAGCAAUGCAAAUGUAUAACGCUGCCGGCGGCAAUAUUAACAAUAACAAUUAUUAUGCCAUUAAUCAUAACAAUAAUGUAUCACCUAUUAGUGGUAUAUACCCUGCUAUGGGCCGUUCUCUCUCAUCGCGCUUACAACAAUAUCAGUUGCAGCAACAACAACUGCCAGCUCAUUUGGCCAUGUCGCCUCAUAUUGUGAUGAAUUUGCAACGUCCCAUACAGCCACGCAUGCCACACACCAUCGGUAAUCUGCGUUCGCUUUAUGUGCCUUAUACUGCUCCAAACUAUCAGCAGCAAAAUGCUUAUGAUGGCUUUUCACCAAAAGUUAUGGUACCACAACCGGUCGCCAGUCAAAUGUCUAGCGUUUCAUAUGCUAAUUCAUACAAUGCCCGUUACCAGCGUCCACAACCACAACAUCAGCCAAAAGACGUUACUACUAGUCCAGAGAAUGAGAAACAAUCGCUAAAAACUUCACCACGUCGUGCUACCACUGCCACUUUUAAGACCAACAACCUGACGGUUGGGAAAACUUAUGACGUUUAUGUUAGCUUUGUGGAGAAUGGGCCCUGCUUAUUUUCGGUACAGUUAGCUGUGGCACAAAAUGACUUAACUGAAAUGAUGAAUCGGAUUGAACGCGUGCAGUUAAAGCAAUUCUCUGAUAAACCAACUCUGGGCACAGCUUGUAUUGCACGUUAUUCAGAGGAUGGUCAGUUGUAUCGCGCACUGAUUACUGGCGUUCAAACAACGGCUUGCAAAGUGGUUUAUAUCGAUUAUGGUAAUGCUGAACUUGUCAAAUAUAAAGACUUAUACGAAAUACCUGAUGAGUUUCUUGAGGCGAAAGCGUUCGCCAUCCGUUUUACACUCUCCGGCCACAAAGAACUUGAGCCAAUUGAUGAAAGUUUGAAGAAGGCAUUUAAAGAUCUAAUGAUGUAUAAGAAUUGUCGUUUGAAAGUGAUGCCAUUAGAGGGGCCGCCGCUGGUGCAAUACUGCGAGUUAUAUUUACAGCAAAACAACGUUCUUGAUAUGUUGAAAGAAAUUCAGAAGUGCCGUCUGGUAUAUCCAAAGUCGGAAAAUUUAAAUAAUAACGACAUUGUUGAGAUUCGCUAUAUCGAUUCACCGAAGCAUUUUUAUGUGCAAAAGGCUGAUAACAUCUCAAAGUUCGAACACCUUAUGGACGAUAUGUACUUGUAUUAUAAUAAGAAUCAAGUUGUACCGAAUCAUUUGGCACUUGGCGCGCCUUGCAUAGUGAAAUAUGACAAUGAAUGGUAUCGUGCUGAAGUGAUGCGUGCCGACUCGACUGCCAUAAUUGUGCGCCAUGUUGAUUUCGGUUACGAACAAAAAGUCACCAAAAAUUUGCUCAGCAUCAUAGCUGAAAAACACCUGAAACUGCCACGCCAGGCGGUACAGUGUUGCCUAAAAGGUUUCGAAAAUAACGAACUUAGCAAAGACUUGGCCACCAAUCAAUUUGAAAUGCUCGCCGAGGAGUCGAAUCGCCAACGACGUUCGUUCACGGUCAAAGUCUUCCGCAUACAACCAGACGGAGUACAUUUGGUCAACCUCUGCACUAAAGACUUGAAUGUAAUGAAAAAGCUUUACAAACUUUCGAUGCCCUUCGAGCAGUACUUAACAUUGGAGAAAGAAGAAUUUAAUGUGCACUCUCAUAAUGGGCAUCAGAAUAGACACGCGGGCGGGCAUGAUAAUGGUAACAAAACACCAUCGAUUGCUUCUUCAAAUGAUUUAUCAUCGCUGCAAUCGAAUAAGAAAACUGCACAAUUACUUAAUUCCACUCCUCUUCAAAAUGAUGAACAUAUGCCGCAGAAGCCUCAGCAACAGCAGCAGACACGAAAGGCAAAUUCACGUACCUCCAAUAAUAAGGUCAACACCGCUUCUAGUAGUGCUCCGACCAGCAGUAUCCAGGGUACACUUUCGGUGGAAUGGGAUAAACAAAGUUCGACCAGUUCAAUGGAUAAUCGAGAUUCACGUUCGAGCUCAAGCGAUCUGAAACAGAAUAAACGCCAGCAACAACGACAAGGAUCGAAUGCACAACAAUCGCCAACAUCGCAAAACUGCUUGAAUGUUAGUAAUACUGGCAGUGGUGGCGACAGGCGUAGUGUGGGCAGUGGCGCUAGCAGCGUCGCAAGUUAUAAUCACAAACCGCGCGGUGGCGGUCAUCAAAUACCGCCACGUUUUCAAAACGAAAAUCGUCGGCAGAAAAAGGAGCAUCAGGCCGCAGCAAUACCACAACGUCAACAACGUCCACAAAAUGCGCCACAAGGCUAUUCACAGCAACGCAACAAGACUGACACUAAUGCUUCCACCACUUCGUCACAACGUUCCAACGAUGUAGUCUCCGAAGUGGCCAGCAUUGCAAGUGAACCUUUAAUAACACAAUUGCCGGAAGAAUAUAUGCCGCUGAAUCAAGCAUUCCCUGUACAACAUUUGGACACACCAUCGCGUGAAGAAGUGAUCAUUUGCUGGUGGAUCUCACCACAUCAAUUCUACACACAUCUCAAGUCACGUCUUCCCGAAUUCGAGCGUUUGAUGCGUGACAUACAGUUGUUCUAUAAGAAGAAGUCUCUCCAGCAAUUGCAAUUAAAAGUUGGUUCCUAUGUCAUAGCGCGAUAUCGCAAGGAAAAUCUACUCUACCGCGCGCGCAUAUUGGCUUGCAAUCAGAUGUUACGCAAGUACAAGGUGCACUUUGUGGAUUUCGGCAAUCAAUACACCGUCACCUCCGAGGAUAUUUGGCAAGUGGAGAAACGUUUCGCUACUUUGCCUGUCAUGGCACAUCUAUGUAGCUUCAGUGGCAUAGUCUCGAAUUAUGAUCACCUCUACAUAAUCGAUCGCAUGGAAAAGUAUUUGCCCGCAGGUGCAACACUUAGUUGUGAAUACAUUGAGCGCGAGGAGGAAAUGUACUAUGUCAAUGUCAAACUAAACGGCGUAUCACUUAAGGAGACCUUGAAGAAGGAGGGUAUCAUUACCGAAGUAGCACCUGAAUUGCGCCUAAGCUUAUUAGCUGGACAACAAAUACGCGUGAAAAUAUCGUUUGUAAAAGAUAUGCUAAACUUUAAAAUUCACGUUAAUGGCAUGCGCGAUGAAGUGCAAUUACUCUGCUGCUAUGACGAUGUACGCUAUGUAAAAUCGAAUCCUGAUGUAGCUGUGAAAUUCAAACAAUUCUACGAAGGCAAAUCGUGUGUGGUCAAUAUAAAGGAUGUCAAUGACAACAAAGUCAUUCUUCUACGCCCACUUGUGCCAUUGUUAAAGGAUGAUGUGGCAACAUUUAUUUGUCCGCAGCCUGUUAUUUUGGAGCAUUUCGAGGCUCGUGUGGUUCAUGUGGUCAAUGCUUAUCGUGUAUUUGUCCAUGCAAUCGCCGCAGAAGAAAAAAUUGUUGAACUACUGAACGAAAUGUAUGAAUAUUACGAAAAUAACGAUACUCCAUUGGUUGCAUAUGAGCCGGAAAAGAUUUGCGCAGCAUUGGGCAGCGAUGGCAAUUGGUAUCGCGGGCGCAUCACUCCAAAUAGCACAAAAGAUGCAAUUGAGGUGCGCUACAUAGACUAUGGAAACACGGAAAUAUUAGAUGCAAACAAAUUGAAAAAACUGGAGGAAAAAUUCUAUAUGAAUUGUAGUUCAUUUGCAAUUGAAUUGAAUCUCCCAGUGCGCACAUUGGCAGCCGAUGCGCAGAAUAAAAGUUCGAAAUCGAAGAAAAUCACAAAUACGUCGACCGAUAAAGACGCUGGUGCGAUGGAAAAAUUAAAGCAGCUCACAUUAGUAGGUGAGCCAGUGUUGGAUGUAAAAGCUUUGGAAGUACAACACAACCAUCUGAUUGCUGAGCUCACUUUGUGUAGUGGCGAGAAUGUGGUGGACGUUUUACUGCAAUCGCAACUGAUAAAGUCGCGUGAUGUGGACUUCAUGCGUAAGCAGUUGGAAAAAGACAAGACAAAUAUAUAUGAGUAUAUUGAGUUGGUGGACUUGACGCUAGAAGAGGAAGACGAGAUCGAAAAGAAAACGCCAAAUAAGAACAAGAACUCAUCCACACCAAAAAAGAAGAAGCAAGCGAAGACAGAGGAAAAGCUGGAUAAAACACCAAUACAGAUUACGAAAACGGAAAACACAACAAAGGAAACAAAAGAAAUUGAUAAGCAACUUGAGGUCGCAAUUCCCAAUAUAAUAACUGAAACGCCCCAACAAACACAGGCUCAGCCACAGCAAACUGCAUCGGAAAUAGUUACUACAGCAGCGCCGCCAUCGCCACCAUCGCCUGUGCCAUAUCCCACGCCAACAUCCCCAACCACAGCGUCCGAGCCGCAAUCGGUAGCUGAGUCAGAAACUGAUUCCGUUGAUCCCUACGCUGAUAUGGAACAUGCUGUACUAAGCCACUGCGAUAAUCCCGGACAGUUCUUCGUACAUCCAUACGAUAAGCUGGAUGAAUUGCGCAAGUUACAAGAGAAUUUGCAAAUCGUCGCGAGCUCUUUGCCGAAGCUGACGACCGCUGUCAAUGGUGCUCAUUGCGUUUCGUGGUACUCCGUGGACAAGCAGUGGUAUCGCGCAAAAAUCCUUGAUGCUGAAUUAAUGGUAUUGCAAUUUAUCGAUUUUGGUAAUACGGAUUGCGUAUCCGACGCAAGCGAUUUGAAAGAAAUGAGCAUCUUUCCCGACAUCAAACCGCUUUGCAUGCCGUGCUCUUUGCCGAUCAAACCCAACGGCACUGCCGACUGGGUGGAUGCAGCCAAUGCGAUCUUCAAUGAUUCGUACAGUAAAUUGCUGAAUUUCGAAUAUAUCACACGCGGUGAUAUAUAUAAGCGCAGCUUUAUAAACUUACACAUCGAUGGAGUCAACAUCGCCGAUCGCCUAGUUGAAGAUGGUUUCGCCAAACACUUAGGACUGGUCGAUUCGGGAGAAAAUUGUUACAUUUCACAUGCGAAUAAUAUAAUGGACUUUUAUAUACAAUACGAAAAAGACUCGAAAGCGCUGGAAUUGAUCGAGAUGUAUUUGGCUGAAAAUGAGAAACUAAAUAAACUUGAGAAAUUCGAAUAUGGGAAAAUAGUCGCUGCCCUCUUCCCCGAUGAUGAAAUGUGGUACCGUGCUAAACUGUUGAAGCAGGUGCCAAAUCUGGGUUACGAAGUACUGUUUAUUGAUUAUGGCAACACAUCCAUAAGUCCGGAAUGCCGGCAGAUCUCUGAAGAAAUCGCAAAAUUGCCACCCUUAUCGAAGAAAUGUGCGCUACAGCUGCCUGAGCAUUGCCUGGCCUGGUCUGAUGCUGCAGAGGAGAAAUUUUGUGAGAUAACCGCGCAAGGCGAAACCAUUUUUACCGUGGAAUUGCGUGAGCCAGCUGCCGAUCAUGCAUUGGUGCACUUGUUUAUUGAUGGGCACAACAUAAAUAACGAUCUAGAACCUUUAUGCGAGCACAAGCCCCUUGAACCUGAACUAAAUCUUAGCUUCAACACGACCAUACAAUCAUCGAUUUUUGAAAUUGGCAAAGUGUACGAUGCGAUUAUUUCGCAUGCGAAUUCACCAACAGACUUCUAUGUGCAAUUUAGUAAGGAUUCAAUUCGUCUGGAUGAUAUGACCACCAGCUUGAAUGCGCUGGGCAUGGAUGUGCUAAAGGACCCACAGAUUGGGCAACUAUGCGCCACAGUUUAUAGCGAAGAUAAUGCGCUUUAUCGUGCACGUAUAUUGGAACUCGUCGAAGAGCCUGCUGAAACGCCACAAUAUCGCGUUAUAUUUGUUGAUUUUGGCAACGAAGCCAUUACGGAUGAUGUACGUGUCUUGCCGCACGAUCUACAAGCACUGCAGGAAUUCUCCCAACACUGUCAAUUGGCUGGCAUCGCAGAUGAGAUCGGUGAAAAUAAAGCUCAAGUAGCUAUCGAAGCCUUCGCCCAGCUGGUGGAAGAGUGUGAGGGUUUAGUGAAGAUAGAGUUUGUAGAAAGCAGGGAAGAUACUACGCUUGACCAAGUUAAGCUAUACACUGCCAGCGGUGGAGAAGAUCUGGGCGAAAGACUGCUCGCGCUUAUAGCAAGCAUCAGUGCAAAUGCCACGGUGGUAGUGACAAAGCCACAAAUAGCAGACAACACUUGUGUCAUAUCACAUGGGGUUUCACCAACACAUUUUUACAUACAACCAAAAAUCAAUUCAUUGCAUAUGGAACUAGUGACAAAAUCUCUAACGCUAUCCGAUGCUAAUCAGCUACCUUUGCUCAGUAAUGAUAGCCCAGUAGAUUGCGUUUGCAGCGCUUACUGUGCCGAGGAUGACUGUUACUAUCGCGGGAGAGUGCUAAAGGAGCUAGCCGCGGAUGAUGGAUACGAGAUAUUCCUCAUCGACUAUGGCAAUAUCAUAAAUACCAAGGUUAUACGUGAGGUACCAGCUGCAUUGUCUGCCGUACCAGCGCUGGCAUGGAAGUGCAAACUAAAUGUAAUACCUGAGGCGCCAGAAAAACUGAUAAACGCGUGCUUUGCCACGCUCUUGGAGGCACAUUUUGGAGAAAUCUACGAAAUCGAGUCAGAUGAUAUUGUAACGGACGGUAGUGAGCGCGUACAUAUUGUCAAAUUGCAAGCGAACUAUAAGGAUCUGGCUGAGGAAUUGGCCGAGGCAGUAGCGAAGGGCGAUGCCGAGAAAGCGGCAGCUGCUUUAUCGCCAGUGCCCACUCUGCAUAACUGCACCAUAAUACAUGUCAACUCGCCUACAUCAUUUUACAUACAGUUGGCCGAGGAUGUGCCUGCCGUAGAGAAAAUCACAGAUAUUCUAUUAGAUGCGCAAACUGACUUCCAACAAUUCACCGACUUGCAUGUCGGAGCACUGUGCGCCGCACAGUUCCCCGACGAUAUGGCAUAUUAUCGUGCAGAAAUCGUACAACUAUUGGAUGAGGGCAAAUGUGAGGUGCAUUACCUGGACUUUGGCAACAAUGCAGUGACCGAUCAAUUCCGAGUGCUGCCCGACAAUAUGCUGCAUACCGAAGCCUAUAGCAAACACUGCGCAUUGGAUUUUAACUUCGCGGGCAAUAUGGACGUAUGCGCUACUUUCACCCAACUCAUUGAUUCGCGCUUUUCCGAAACAUUCCAGGUUGAAUUUCUGAAGACCACGGUGGAGCCGAAAAUUUGUCGACUAUUCUAUCAGGACAAAAAUGUGGCUAAUGAAGUGCUGCAGCUGGUGAAAAUCGGUGCUGGUAGUGGACUGCCAAAUGGAGACUACGCUGGUCGGGGGGACAACGACGUGUGGAAUAGUGAUAAGAAAAAUGCGACUGAAGUAGUCGGUGCUGGCGAUGGUGCAGCGACUGCGCAGUAAAGUGUGUCGCAAAUAUAAUUUAUUUGUACGCAUUAAUUCUUCAGCAGCGUUGAGCAACUGCAAGACUUACCAGCGAACAAGAGUGAGAUAAACCGAUACUGAUUUGUUUGUAGCAGUGAUUGAUGACUUGUGAGCCAACCACAAGCAUUAACGAAUACUGGCCGUUGUGGGUUACGGUGUGGUGCACCAUGAAGGGAAAAGUGGAAAAUGGGCAAGAGAGCAUAUGAACAUUUAUGUGAUAUACAUAUAUAUUUUUGUUUUGUUAGAACUGAACGCCGUCAAUGAGUGGAGCAAAAACCAGUAACGGUCAACUUCUGAAUUUAUAAUUCUAAAUGUAUAAAGGAGGGCUAAAGCCUGUUUUUGGAUAUUCUAACGAUGUUUUUAUGAAACCAGUUGAAGCAGCAGGGGGAACCAUUAAAUUAUUUUUUUUUCGAUAAUGAAACGAAGCAUUGCAAACGAUAAAGUUUAACUGAAAAUUCAAGAACGUGAAAUAAUUCAUUUUAGGUGCAACCGUUUUGGUAUAAAGAAUAUUUUUUUACGUUUAUAAAAUGGCGGUGAGAAGUUAAAAAUCAAGUUUCUUAGUUGGAAGGGUCUGCCCGAAAGUGUAAAUCUAAAAAGGCUUGAUAAUGUGCUAAAGUAAACUGCUUGAGGGGAAUUAGAUAAUGCAGAUCUCAAGCCAGGAAAAGUAAAACGCUAAUGACUUUGAGGCGAAUAUAAUCUCGAAAAUUAAAAAAAAAGUAAAAUAAUUAUAAAAAAUAAACAAAAAAAUCGAGUCUAACAAACAUAAGUAUACUAUAUAAUGAAUGCAUUAAACACACCUACACGAACAUAAUAAAAUACUUACAAACAAAAAAAAAAUGAUAAAAAAAAUAAAAAUAAUUUGCUCAAUCUAUAUACGAAAUUCCUAAACACACACACACAUAUAUAUACUGUAAUCCAAAAAAAGCUGGAGAAAAGUAAAAUUUUGCUCAGCGAAAAAAAAAACGAAAUCGUUGCAAUAACUGUAUCGCUUAGCGAAACUGAUUUUUGCAAUCUAAAAGCAGCGAGCAAAUCAUAUUGUUUUAAAUGAAUUCUUAAAAAUAUCACAGCGCGUCCAUUUAUGUGUUUGGUUAUUUAAAAUUGGUGGGGAAGCAGGAAAUGCCCUCUUACUGCAAUUUUACUUUAUUUUACACGGCUCUAAUGUCCACGUGGCUGCUUGUUUAUGAUUUUUUUUUUAAAUGAAUUGUUUUCUUAUUUUUAUUAGUUCUUUGACUUUGAGAAAUUGAAUUAUUUAUUUAAAUUAAUAUAGUUAGAAAAGAAGUGUAACUGAACGAUUUAUUACUUUAUGUAGCCUGAAUAAUACCGUUUCAAAAACAAAAAAAAAAAAAAAUACAUAUAUGAUUUUUUAUGUCAGUAAAGACAGUUCACCAUUUUUAUACUUCAUACUUUAAAUAUAUUUGGUUUUAUUAUAACGCUUGCGUGACUUUAAAUUAUAAUAAAAUCAUAUGGUAUACAAACUCAGCGAAAAAAUUCAAGAUAUGAGGAAAAAAUAAAUAAAAAAUUUAAAAGGCAAUAAAAAAAAUAAAAAAUUCAAAAGGCAAUAAAAAAAUAAAAAAGAUCAUACUAAAAACGAUGAAA
This is a messenger RNA of Anastrepha obliqua, 10516 nucleotides long. It is a transcript of the gene tud, whose product is annotated as maternal protein tudor. NCBI's taxonomy places the organism in Eukaryota, Metazoa, Arthropoda, Insecta, Diptera, Tephritidae. The coding region runs from base 806 to 8899 and encodes 2697 amino acids. The record is from RefSeq and is a predicted model, not a curated record. The transcript has 10 exons.